Molecule: messenger RNA, 824 nt
Organism: Dufourea novaeangliae
Lineage: Eukaryota; Metazoa; Arthropoda; Insecta; Hymenoptera; Halictidae
Gene: RpS4
Product: 40S ribosomal protein S4
Exons: 5
Coding region: 72-824 (250 amino acids)
Biological process (GO): translation
Cellular component (GO): cytosolic small ribosomal subunit; ribosome
Molecular function (GO): RNA binding; structural constituent of ribosome
Source: RefSeq, a predicted model, not a curated record
GCGUUAUAAGGAACUUCCUGAUGAGCUGAGAAACAGCGCGAGUUGGUGCCUUUUCCGUUCAGAAAACCAAGAUGGCUCGAGGUCCGAAGAAACACUUGAAGCGUCUUAAUGCGCCUAAAGCAUGGAUGUUGGACAAAUUGGGGGGUGUGUAUGCUCCGCGCCCGUCUACCGGACCUCACAAGCUCAGGGAAUCUCUUCCUCUUGUUAUUUUCCUCCGUAAUAGAUUGAAGUAUGCCUUGACUAAUUGUGAAGUAACAAAAAUUAUGAUGCAACGUCUGAUUAGAGUCGAUGGCAAAGUCCGUACAGAUCCCAAUUAUCCUGCAGGUUUUAUGGACGUUAUUACUAUCAAGAAGACUGGUGAAUUCUUCCGAUUGAUCUAUGAUGUUAAGGGACGAUUUACUACUCACAGAAUCACAGCAGGAGAAGCAAAGUACAAGCUGUGUAAGGUAAAACGUGUUCAGACUGGUCCUAAAGGUAUUCCAUUCUUGGUGACUCAUGACGGUAGAACCAUUCGUUACCCAGACCCAGCUAUCAAGGUUAAUGAUACCGUUUAUUUGGACAUUGCCACUGGCAAAAUUUUGGACUUUAUCAAAUUUGAUUCAACUAAUCUCUGUAUGAUUACUGGCGGAAGAAAUUUAGGACGUGUCGGUACGGUCGUCAGUCGCGAGCGUCACCCUGGAUCCUUUGAUAUUUGCCAUAUUAGAGAUUCGCAAGGGCAUACUUUUGCAACAAGGUACAGUUUUAUUGUUCAUAUAACAGUUUACACAUAUUCCAGAUUUAAAAUUUUGCAAAAGAGGUUGAAGUUGUUUCUAUACCGGUCAUAA